UGAGGCGUGGAGCGGGCUAAAUGCAGUGCAUGCAGCCCGCAGCGUAUCGCGUCAUAGCCGUCACUCGUUAUUGGUUGAAAUUCGUUCUUUGCUGCAGUUGCAUGCACUACAAGACGACGAGUACGCACAAUUGAUUGGCGUUUUAUUUUACGAUGCUCAAAGCGUUCCCCACUUUUCUGCCGAGCGCUCAAGAUCCGCGCCGGUAACUAUAUAAUAAUGUAGAGGGGACCUUACAAUGCCCUAUUGCUACCCAGGUCACCACAGCGCGCAGCCCCAGACACACUAUGUCCCACUUCACACCAUGUCAGCGGUGAAGCGCGCGCCAUGCCAGCACCGGGGCAGACCGCCGCUGUCACGCCGAGGGCCCGUCACGCUCCCCCACGUCGUUGUCACGUUGCUCGUGUUGAACGUCACGGGGAGGGUUGGUGCUGAAUCCCUCACCAGCCGCAUGCUAGCCACCUUCCUGGGCUACCCGUCGACGUGCUCGCUCGGCUCGGAGGUGCGUCCCUGCACGCUGUCUCUGACCUGCUGGUUACGCGGCGGCUCCCGCGUCAGAGGCUGUGGGGGAUCCUGGCUGUUCUCCUGCUGUGUCUUCGCUGAACGAGGGAAUGAUGUGCUGGAUAACAGCAUACCAUCAUCAGAUUGGAAGUACAACGUGGUGCCACCGAAGCUGCGCCAAGUCCCACAGCGCAGCGUGGUGCCCGCCAACGUCUUCCGGAGAAGAGCUGAUGAUGAUAUGUCACAGGUAGACUGCGGGCUGUCCUCAUCCAAGAUGAUUCAGAAGCGCAUCAUCGGCGGGCGCGAGGCCAAGUUCGCGGAGUUCCCCUGGCAGGCCCACGUCCGGAUAUCGGAGUUCCAAUGUGGAGGAGUAUUGGUGUCCCGGCAGUUCGUGGGCACGGCGGCGCACUGCGUGUCGCGCGCGCGCGCUCGCGACAUCGCCGUGUGGCUCGGCGCGCUCGACACCAGCGCCGGCGCGCCCUCCGCCAGGAAGCGAGGGGUCAUCCAAAAAAUCCUGCAUCCACUAUUCCAAUUCCGCAUGACACAACCGGAUCGCUACGACAUCGCGCUGCUGAAGCUGUCCCGCCCGGUCACCUACACUAGCCACAUCCUGCCGAUCUGUCUGCCGGAUAGAGACAUGGAGCUGCGAGGAAGGAACGGUGUGAUAGCGGGCUGGGGAAAGACAGAUGCUAGUACUGGACAUACUGGGACUAAUCUACUGCGAUCAGCCACGGUGCCUAUACUUAGCACAGAACAGUGCAUCAACUGGCACCGCAGCAAGCAGAUCUCUGUGGAGAUUCACUCGGAGAUGAUCUGCGCGGGACACUCGGAUGGACACCAAGACGCUUGCCUAGGUGACUCCGGUGGACCCCUAAUCGUAUUGGACAAUGGCCGGUACUACCUCGUGGGAAUCACAUCAGCUGGCUUCGGCUGCGGAGUGGACCACCAGCCCGGCAUCUACCACAACGUGAAGGUCACCAGCACUUGGAUAAAAGGAGUUGUGUCGGAGCAAAUGAACUAUAUUGACUUUUAAAAGGAAGAUUAUGAACUUACCAAGUGGUGUUAUAGAGAGGUAUUGGCCCAAAACUGUGGAAGAGGAAGAUAUAAUGAACUGAGAGACGGAUAAACGAGUGGUUUGGGUAGUGGUGACCAGUUUGCGUUCC
Trichoplusia ni (cabbage looper) is the source of this 1661-nucleotide messenger RNA. Its product is annotated as serine proteinase stubble. The coding region runs from base 236 to 1531 and encodes 431 amino acids. The transcript has 8 exons. Gene Ontology annotation, biological process: proteolysis. Gene Ontology annotation, molecular function: serine-type endopeptidase activity. NCBI's taxonomy places the organism in Eukaryota, Metazoa, Arthropoda, Insecta, Lepidoptera, Noctuidae. The record is from RefSeq and is a predicted model, not a curated record.